Angiostrongylus costaricensis is the source of this 279-nucleotide messenger RNA. NCBI's taxonomy places the organism in Eukaryota, Metazoa, Nematoda, Chromadorea, Rhabditida, Metastrongylidae. The record is from the annotation of a GenBank genome assembly.
AUGGUUCGAGUUGUAUUGUUCGUUGCUAUCUCAGGAUUUCUCCUCAGUGACGUCUUUGCCCAUCUAGUUAACAGCGGCAGUGGUGGUUGCCUGUGUACUCCGCUUCCAAUUGCCCCAUGUGGAUGCGCAGAAGGUGCACCAGUGGUCGUAGUGCCACAAAUCACGCUGCCACCGUUACCAAAGCUUCAACCGCUUCCAUUGUGGCCAUCACUUUGUACCGGAAGUAUUGGAUGUGGUUGUGGUCUACCGUCCACUCAAUUCGGUUAUGGAGGAAAGUGA